This is a messenger RNA of Vitis vinifera (wine grape), 861 nucleotides long. Its product is annotated as GDSL esterase/lipase At1g29670-like. Bases 151 to 861 code for a protein of 236 amino acids. Lineage: Eukaryota; Viridiplantae; Streptophyta; Magnoliopsida; Vitales; Vitaceae. The record is from RefSeq and is a predicted model, not a curated record. The transcript is spliced from 3 exons. Gene Ontology annotation, molecular function: hydrolase activity, acting on ester bonds.
UCGACUGAGAGAUUUCUUUGAAGCAUGAGAUCAAUAUAUUUGACUUGUUCUUCCAUGGUCCAAAAGCUUAGAGAGGAAAAUAAUUUUGUUCAACUCGUUGGUCCCUCUUCCCUAAUUUAUCUUUUUUGAUCAUAGGGAGCGCGAAUUAGCAUGGAUGCGCAAUUACGAAAUCAUCACAUCACGGUAUCGCGCCUCAUCAACAGAUUAGGGCAAAAUGAGUCGGCUGCUAAAGAGUAUCUAAACAAGUGCAUAUAUGCUGCUGGAUUGGGGACUAACGACUAUGUUUCAAACUAUUUUCUCCCUCUACUUUAUCCAACUAGUCGCAUUUAUACUCCUGAGCAGUAUGCUCUAGUCCUAGCUCAACAGUAUUCACAACAAUUAAAGACUUUGUACACAAACUAUGGAGCAAGGAAGAUAGCCCUAUUUGGAUUGGCACAGCUAGGUUGCGCUCCUAGUGUAGUAGCUUCCAAUGGUGCCACAAAUGGCUCUGCAUGUGUAGAUUACAUCAAUGACGCUGUUCAACUUUUUAACAAUCGACUCAAAGAGCUGGUGGGUGAGCUCAACCGUAACCUAACGGAUGCCAAAUUUAUCUAUGUGAAUGUUUAUGAGAUAGCAUCAGAAGCAACUUCAUAUCCUAGUUUCAAGGUCAUCGAUGCACCAUGUUGUCCAGUGGCAAGCAACAAUACUCUCAUAUUUUGUACUAUUAACCAAACUCCAUGUCCUAAUCGAGAUGAGUACUUCUACUGGGAUGCCCUUCAUCUUUCGGAUGCCACCAAUAUGGUCAUUGCGAAUAGGUCAUACAAUGCUCAAUCUCCCACCGACACUUAUCCGAUUGAUAUUUCUGACCUUGUCAAGCUCUAG